Strongylus vulgaris is the source of this 507-nucleotide messenger RNA. NCBI's taxonomy places the organism in Eukaryota, Metazoa, Nematoda, Chromadorea, Rhabditida, Strongylidae. The record is from the annotation of a GenBank genome assembly.
AUGAUUAAGGAUGGAGGAAAAGAUGUUUCUCCUUGGAUUGGAUCUGAUGGAGCUGUUCUGCAAAAAGUCAAGGAUCAAUACGCAAACGCUAUUAUAAUAGACGACGUAAACAGCUUUGAUAAUUCGAUAGUAGGACCAUUCAUAGAGCUAAUAAAAGAGGCUGGAUUGACGGAAGCAGAUGUGGACAUCGCAAAUAUCUACGGCUACUUAUAUCUUUUCGACGCUCUGAAACUUUAUGCGCUUACGGCAAAGAAGGUUAUGAACGAGACUGGUGAUGCUCGAAACCUGGUUAAUGGAAGAACAAUGUGGAAUGCUAUGCGAAGGAUGAAGUUUACUGGAAUGCUUGGAGCUUCGGGUGUGGCAUCUGGAAUGGUCACUAUGGACGAUUUAGCUGAGAGGGCACCACUCUAUAGGGGAUUUUUCGUCUCGCCUGGUGCUGAGCAGGUUUGUACCUGGAACACUAACUACUUGCGAAAAUCACACUCAUUUAGUCUUCGAGCACUGUAA